AUGGAGGGGGAGAUGGACGUCGAUGCACCCGACAAUCGGGGCACAAAACGCCCUGUAGAAGACCCAGAUGUCUCUCAACCUUCUCAGCCAAAGCGAAUCAAGGCCCUUGAUCCAGAUGUCGUCAACAAAAUCGCAGCCGGAGAGAUUAUUGUUGCGCCGAUGCAUGCGUUGAAGGAGCUGAUCGAAAACGCCGUUGAUGCGGGCUCCACGUCGAUCGAGGUCCUCGUCAAGGAUGGAGGGUUGAAGCUUCUGCAGAUUACGGACAAUGGACAUGGCAUUGAUCGUGACGAUCUCCCCAUCCUCUGCGAACGAUUCACGACGUCCAAACUCAAGGCAUUCGAGGACCUCACUUCGAUCGGCACAUACGGUUUCCGCGGCGAAGCGCUAGCAAGUAUUAGCCACAUUGCCCACCUGACGGUUACAACGAAGACUGCUGGGUCUAGCUGUGCCUGGAGGGCACAUUAUGGCGAUGGGAAGCUGGUUCCGGCGAAGCCAGGCCAGCCUGCUGCACCCAAGGCUACUGCGGGACGAGGAGGGACACAGAUAACAGUGGAAGAUUUAUUCUACAAUAUUCCUACUCGUCGACGCGCCUUUCGCUCGGCAAGUGAGGAGUACGCCAAGAUCCUCGACGUUGUUGGCAGGUACGCGGUACACUGCUCCGGAGUCGCUUUCUCAUGCCGCAAGCAUGGUGAUUCCGGAGUUAGUGUAUCAACUCCAUCUAGUGCUAACACGAUCGAUCGGAUCCGCCAAAUUCACGGUAGUGCGGUCGCCAACGAGGUCGUUGAAUUCGAGGUCUCGGACAAUAAACUCGGGUUUCGUGCAUCGGGGCUUGCUACCAACGCCAACUACCACGUCAAGAAGACCACUAUCCUCCUCUUCAUCAACCACCGCGCUGUCGAAUCGACCGCUAUCAAGCGUGCCGUGGAACAGACUUACUCUGCAUUCUUACCAAAGGGCGGCCAUCCUUUCGUGUAUCUCGACUUGGAGAUUGAGCCUAGCCGCGUCGAUGUCAACGUCCACCCAACAAAGAGGGAGGUGAACUUUUUGAAUGAGGAUGAAAUCACUGAGAUGGUAUGUGACGAGAUCAGAUCCAAGCUCGCGCAAGUCGAUUCGAGCCGAGUAUUUCUCACGCAGAGUCUCCUCCCCGGAGUACCGACUAUCGAAACACUCCAAUCUCCAUCCAAGGAUGGCACUUCAGGGGAAAAAGCAGCAGCAACCCCCAAGACCCCUGCAACAGCCAAACGCCCAUACGAAAAUAACCUGGUCCGGACAGACUCGAAAGUCCGCAAAAUCACCUCCAUGCUCACUUCAGCCCCCAUUUCUUCCCCUUCUCACCCAGGUACAUCCACCGAGCCCGGCAUCCCGCCACCUUCCAUUCUAGACGAUGGUCUACAGUACGAAACUAUAGACCGCCAACCGCUCCGCAUUGCCCUUACGUCCGUCAAGAAUCUCCGCAGCUCUGUACGCGCCACCAUGCACAACACAUUAACUGAGAUGUUCGCCUCACACACGUACGUCGGCCUCGUGGAUGAGAGACGCCGCCUUGCAGCCAUCCAAUCCGGCGUGAAACUGUACCUAGUAGAUUACGGGCUCGCAUGCAACGAAUUCUUCUACCAAAUCGGGCUAACAGACUUCGGGAACUUCGGCGUGAUCAGAUUGGAUCCGCCACCAAAGUUGGUAGAUCUACUUCAGAUCGCAGUCGACGCAGAGAUGCAGGAACAGGGGAGCGGGAAUGACGACGACGCAGCGAGUAUUCUCACCAACGCCGCGGAGCUCAUCUCCCGCACGCUUGUCGAGCGGCGGGAGAUGCUCGACGAGUACUUUUCGAUGAAAGUUAGUGAGGCAGGGGAGUUGCUUACGAUCCCACUUCUGUUAAAGGGGUAUGUUCCAUCGCUAGGGAAACUGCCGCGCUUUUUGCUCCGUUUGGGACCGUAUGUGGAUUGGACGGGCGAGGAGGAGUGCUUCCGGACAUUUUUACGCGAGCUGGCUGCUUUUUACACGCCGGAGCAACUCCCCGUUCCUGCGUCGCAGGCAUCAAAGGAUGCUCCGGCGAACCCUGCUGCCGAGGCAGGACAAGGAGCAAACGAAGGCAAUCCGGGUGGCUCAGUUACCGAAGAUGAGGACCCGAUGAUUCAAGCACGUCGGGUACAAAUGAUGCGGAUGUUGGAGUAUGCCGUAUUUCCGGCUCUCCGCGCACGACUGGUUGCUACAUCACGCAUGCUCAAGGGGGUAGUUGAGGUUGCGGAUCUGAAGGGCCUUUACAGAGUAUUUGAGCGGUGCUGA
Molecule: messenger RNA, 2283 nt
Organism: Penicillium canariense
Lineage: Eukaryota; Fungi; Ascomycota; Eurotiomycetes; Eurotiales; Aspergillaceae
Product: mismatch repair ATPase MLH1
Exons: 4
Coding region: 1-2283 (760 amino acids)
Biological process (GO): mismatch repair
Cellular component (GO): MutLalpha complex
Molecular function (GO): ATP-dependent DNA damage sensor activity; mismatched DNA binding; ATP hydrolysis activity
Source: RefSeq, a predicted model, not a curated record